UGGGAUGCCAUCUGGGAAGGGACGGGGAUGGUUGCUCAGGCAAUUCCCUACAUUCACAACUCCCAGCUUCCCAGAGCGGAGUGAGGAGGACAAGGGCUGCAGCCUGUGGGACUGAGCGUGUGGUUGCAUCCAAGCAAGAAAUUGGCGUGAGUGACACAGCCCCAAGGGAGCCAUCAGCAGUGAUGCUGUUCUUCCUCACCUGCCUGCUGGCUGUCUUCCCAGUGGUCUCCAUGAAGAGUCCUAUCUUUGGCCCCCAGGAAGUGAACAGAUUGGAAAGUGCCUCAGCAUCCAUCAAGUGCUAUUACCCAGCCACCUCUGUUAACCGGCAUUCCCGGAAGUACUGGUGCCAGCAGGGAGCCAGGGGCCGCUGUACAACCCUCAUUUCCUCGGAAGGCUAUGUCUCCAAGAAUUAUGAGGGCAAAGCCAACCUCACCAACUUCCCAGAGAGCAACAUGUUUGUGGUGGACAUUGGCCAUCUCACCCAGAGUGACUCCGGGCGCUACAGGUGUGGUGUGGGCAUGAAUAACCAAGACCUGUUCUUUGAUGUGAGACUGAAGGUCAGCCCAGCUCUUGGGCUCCUAAAUGGCACUAAAGUCUACACAGCAGAACUGGGAAGAACAGUGACCAUUAGCUGCCCUUUCAACUCUGAGAAUUCUCAGGAGAAGAAGUCUGUGUGCAGGAAGACAGACGAGACCUGUAUCCUAGUCAUUGACUCCAGCGGGUAUGUAAGCCCCAGCUACUGCGACAGGGUCCGCCUCACUAUUCAGGGUACCAGCCAGCUAGUGUUCAACUUUGUCAUCGACCAACUGCAGCUCAGUGAUGCUGGGAUGUAUGUCUGCCAGGCUGGGGACAAUUCCAGAGCUGAUAAAAGCAAUGUUGACCUUCAAGUGCUGAAGCCUGAGCCCAAGCUGGUUUAUGGAGACCUGAGGGGCUCGGUGACCUUUGACUGUGCCCUGAGCCCCAAGGUGGCAAAUCUGACCAAAUUUGUAUGCCGGGUGAAUAAUGGCAAAGGCUGCGAAGUGGUCAUCAACACCUUGGGAAAGAGGGCUCAGGCCUUCGAGGGAAGAAUCCUGCUCACUCUCAAGGACAAAAGCUCCUUCAGGGUGCAUAUCACUGGCCUAAAGAGAGAAGACGCAGGGCACUACCUGUGUGGAGCCCACUCUGAUGGCGAACCUCAGGAAGGCUUGCCCACCCAGGCUUGGCAACUCUUCGUCAAUGAAGAGACAACGAUUCCCCGUAGUCCCUCUGUGGUGAAGAGUGUGGUAGGAGGCUCUGUAGCCUUACUCUGCCCCUACAACCCUAAAGAUAGAAACGGACUGAAGUACUGGUGUCGCUGGAAUGGGGCUCAAAAUGGUGGCUGCCCGCAGCUGGUGAGCAGCCAGGGGCUGGUGAAGGAACAUUACGAAGACUACGAGGGCCGGCUCGCCCUGUACGAAGAGCCAGGCAAUGGCACCUACACUGUCAUACUCAACCAGCUCACCACCCAGGAUGCUGGCUUCUACUGGUGUCUGACCGACGGCGAUACGCACUGGUGGUCCACAGUGGAGCUCAAGGUUGUCGAAGGAGAACCAAACCUCGAGGUAUCCACGAAUGUCACUGUUGGGGUGGGAGAGACUCUCAAGCUCCCCUGCCACCUACCAUGCAAAUUCGCCUCCUAUGAGAAAUUCUGGUGCAAGUGGAGCAGCAAAGGUUGCAAGGCCCUGCCCAGCCACAACGAGGGCUCAGGCCAGGCCUCCGUGAACUGCAGCCAGGGGAACCAGCUCAUCUCCCUGAUCCUGAACUCCGUCACCCAAGAGGACGAAGGCUGGUACUGGUGCGGGGUGAAGGAGAACCUCCGAAUCAGAGAGACUGUGGCUGUCUAUGUGGAGGUCAAGGAAAAGGUGAAGGAUGUCAGCCAAGUGAAUGCCGCUCCUGGCGAGGAGGUGAUAGAGCCAAGAUCUCAAGAUGUCAGCCAAGUGGAUGUUGCUCCUGGCGAGGAGGUGAUAGAGCCAAGGUCUCAAGAUGUCAGCCAAGUGGAUGCUGCUCCUGGUGGGAAGGUAAUAGAGCCACGUGUCAGGAAGAUUGAAAACCAAGUCGUUCAGGAUCCCAAGCUUUUUGUGGAGGACAGUGAAAUAGAUACUGGAGACUCAGCUCACGGAAGAAAAGCACCUGCAGACCCUGGCAGCUCUGCGGGACAAGGUGGGAGCUCCACGGUGCUGGUCUCCACCCUGGUGCCCCUGGCCCUGGUGCUGGCACUGGGGGCCUUGGCGGUGGGAGUGGUUAGAGCCCGGCACAGGAGGAACGUUGACCGGGUUUCAAUUAGAAGCUACAGGACAGACAUUAGCAUGUCGGACUUUGAGAAUUCCCGGGACUUUGGAGCCAAUGACAACAUGGGAGCCUCUUCGAUCACUCAAGAGACAGCUCUUGGAGGAAAAGAUGAGUUCAUGGACACCUCCGAGAAUACUGUGGAAACCGAACAACCCAAGAAGGCGAAGAGGUCCUCCAAGGAGGAAGCUGACAUGGCCUACACCGCCUUCCUGCUCCAGGCCAACGACAUGACGGCCAACGUCCAGGAUGGCCCCAGCGAAGCCUAGGCUGAGAGCCAGCUGUCUGUCUCCUUCUACCACCCUUGACAAUCACCUUUAGAAUCAUGUUGAUCUUCAGUGUCCUCACCUUCAGGGGCUCCACUACCUGCACACACACCCCACCUAGGCUUUUCCUGGAGAGCAUUCUGGUCCCUCCUCAGUGGCAUCCAAGCCUGGCCUCAUUGCUGCUGUUUGGGGUGAAGUGAUGUAAGUUCCCACCUGCAGCUUAUUUCUAAUGAGAAAGCCUAAGGUGCGAAAGGAGAAUUGAGAUUUUAGAGGGGCCUUGCCAAAAGAAGAGAGACCAGGGUGAGUGAGGAGAUAAUUUUAGAAAGGAAGCCCAUUCAAGGCUUCUCUACACCCUUAUUAUGGGAUGCUGAGGAGGGACUGGUCUCCAAAGAGCUAAGGUUUAAGGUCUUUUUCCCUCUGAGCUCUGUACCUCAACCAGCAUCUGCAAGCUGGCACUUGCUAACAAAUCAAAACUGUGACUUCAUUAAUAAUUAAAGACUGUAAUUGCAACCAAAGAGGCUGACUACAUUUGUCCCUCAUACUGCUGUUC
Molecule: messenger RNA, 3120 nt
Organism: Pteropus alecto (black flying fox)
Lineage: Eukaryota; Metazoa; Chordata; Mammalia; Chiroptera; Pteropodidae
Gene: PIGR
Product: polymeric immunoglobulin receptor
Exons: 11
Coding region: 183-2573 (796 amino acids)
Cellular component (GO): plasma membrane
Molecular function (GO): transmembrane signaling receptor activity
Source: RefSeq, a predicted model, not a curated record